This is a messenger RNA of Pseudophryne corroboree (corroboree frog), 930 nucleotides long. Its product is annotated as olfactory receptor 5V1-like. The record is from RefSeq and is a predicted model, not a curated record. Gene Ontology annotation, biological process: G protein-coupled receptor signaling pathway. Gene Ontology annotation, cellular component: membrane. The transcript has a single exon. Bases 1 to 930 code for a protein of 309 amino acids. Gene Ontology annotation, molecular function: olfactory receptor activity; odorant binding; G protein-coupled receptor activity. NCBI's taxonomy places the organism in Eukaryota, Metazoa, Chordata, Amphibia, Anura, Myobatrachidae.
AUGGAACCUAGAAACAAGACUUAUUUUGAAGAUUUUAUCCUACUAGGAUUUUCUGAGGGGCAAACAAUAUCUUCGCUUUUACUUGCGAUAACCUACACAAUGAUUAUUAUUGGGAAUAUUACUGUUUUUAGCAUUAUUCGAGUUGAUCACCAUCUUCAGACACCAAUGUACUUUUUCCUGAGUUGCCUAUCAAUAUUAGAUGUGUGCUACUCUACGGUCGCACUCCCGGCUAUGCUGGUCAAUGCUAUAACGGGCAAUAGAAGGAUUUCUUUCAACAGAUGUUUUACACAGCUCUAUUUCUUUGUGCUGUUUGGGGGAGCGGAAUGUCUACUCCUAGCUGCCAUGGCCUAUGACCGAUACGUGGCUAUAUGUAACCCACUGCACUAUCUGCUCAUUAUGAAUAAGAUGUUCUGCUCGUAUUUUGUAGCAGGAUGCUGGAUCUGUGGAUUCUUGAACUCCACGUUUCACACUUUGAUGACUGUCAAAUUGACCUUCUGUGGAGAUCGACAAAUCCACCAUUUCUUCUGCGAUGUUCUCCCCAUGUUAGAAGCAGCUUGUAGUGAUAUAGACAGCAGUCAGGUGGUGUUGCAUAUUGUCACUGUGUUUCUAGGAAUGUUUCCAUUUCUACUUGUGAUGUACUCAUACAUACAAAUCAUCUCCGCUAUACUGAAAAUCCACUCUUCUUCGGGAAGACAGAAAGUCUUCUCCACAUGUUCCUCCCACCUUAUUGUUGUUACUAUAUUUUACAUAACAGGUGUUUUCAACUAUAAUGGUCCCAUUUCUGGAGAUUCCUUUGUCAUUGUCCGAGUAUCAUCUGUUUUAUAUAGUGUUCUACCUCCAUUGUUGAAUCCUUUUAUUUACUGUUUGAGAAACAAAGAGGUGAGAAGCGCCUUGGGAAGGGUAAAUAUUAGGAUAAAAAUUCAGAUUUAA